GUAGAAUGCACCAUUUGGAACGUUUCAAAAAAUAUGGACGUGUGGAAAACGAGUUGGCUCGUAAUUUGCUUUCUGAAUUUUUUGGUACCGCUCUUCUGAGAUUCAUCGGUACCGGAGUGAUGGCUCAAUUCGUACUCAGUCGAGGGACAUCGAAUUCUCCGAUACAAAUUAAUAUCGGCUGGGGAUUAGCGAUCACACUGUCAGUUUAUGUCGCAUGGGAAACCUCGGGUGGACAUGUGAAUCCGGCAGUUACGGCUGCAUUAUUGAUCCUCGGAAAGAUAUCUUUUGCUCACAGUCUUCUCUUUUUCGUUGCACAAACUCUCGGCGCAGCAUUUGGUGCGGGGAUAAUGUACUUUGUUUAUAGCGAAGCAAUAAAUGCCUUUGAUGGAGGAAUUCGAGCAAUAAGUGGGCCAAAUGCGACCGGAAUAAUUUUCGCAUCAUUCCCGCAGGCUUACCUUUCCAAUAUUGGUGCCUUUAUUGAUCAGAUGGCUGGCACUAGUCUGAUUGGCAUUUUCGUUGCAUUUUGCUGCGAACCUAAGAAUGAAAUACCGAGAAAUUUGAUGCCAGUCCUCUUUGGUACAAUCGCAACAACCAUUUCGAUGUGUUGUGGCUUGAAUAUGGGCUCUCCGGUUAAUCCGGCUAGCGAUUUUGGCUCACGAAUUUUUGCCUCUUUAAGUGGUUAUGGCAUCCGACUUUUUACCUUCCAUCAAUACUUUUUCAUCGUUCCAUUGCUGGCACCAAUUGUGGGUGCUGUGAUUGGUGUAUAUUCCUAUCAAUUUUUUAUCGGUUUUCAUAUUCCUAAACCUGAAGCAAGAAAUUCUGACAACAACUGGGAAGCGGGUCAAGAAAGUGAAGUGAGGCAAGUUAGGGAAAGUUCUACGUGA
Acanthocheilonema viteae is the source of this 884-nucleotide messenger RNA. The record is from the annotation of a GenBank genome assembly. NCBI's taxonomy places the organism in Eukaryota, Metazoa, Nematoda, Chromadorea, Rhabditida, Onchocercidae.